Molecule: messenger RNA, 1418 nt
Organism: Amblyraja radiata (thorny skate)
Lineage: Eukaryota; Metazoa; Chordata; Chondrichthyes; Rajiformes; Rajidae
Gene: pipox
Product: pipecolic acid oxidase
Exons: 8
Coding region: 55-1218 (387 amino acids)
Cellular component (GO): peroxisome
Molecular function (GO): sarcosine oxidase activity; L-pipecolate oxidase activity; flavin adenine dinucleotide binding
Source: RefSeq, a predicted model, not a curated record
ACAUGUGAUAUUGGAAGAUAUUCAUUAACUUUGCCCUUCACAGCAGUUUGCAAGAUGUCGGUACAGGGUGAAGUUGACACAAUAGUGAUCGGAGCAGGAAUACAGGGCUCUUACACAGCGUACCACCUGUCCAGGCACGGCAAGACGCUGCUUAUAGACCAGUUUGCUUUGCCUCAUGCCCGCGGGAGUUCCCACGGACAGACUCGAAUUAUUCGGAAAGCUUACGCCAAGACUUACUACACAGCCAUGGUGACAGAAUGCUACCAGCUCUGGAAGCAACUGGAAGCUGAAACCAACACGGAACUCUUCAGGCCAACAGGGCUCUUGGUUCUGGGGAAAGAGGAGAACCCAAACUUUCAGAACAUGAAGUCCACCUUGAUGGACAACAACGUGCCCAUGAGCACAUUAACAUCUGCCGAUAUUUCAAAGCGAUUUCCAGCUGUCAAUCUGCCAAGAGAUGUCUCCGCUCUCCUCGACAAAACAGCUGGCAUCUUGUACGCCGAUCGAGCCUUGAAAAAUGUGCAGGAUUUGUUCCGGAGAUUUGGAGGAAUCGUUCGCGAUGGUGAAAAAGUUGUUCAAAUCCAACCUGGAGAUCUGGUUACCGUGACAACCACUGCGGGAAUUUACAGAGCAAAACGCCUGGUGAUAACUGCUGGACCUUGGACAAAUAAACUGUUGAACCUUGUGGGACUGCAGCUUCCACUCGAGACAUUGAAGAUUACGGUUUGUUACUGGAAGGAGAAAAUCCCUGGAACGUACGGAAUUUCCAAGGGUUUUCCCUGCUUUAUGAGGAUAAACAGCGAUCCAGAUGUACAUGAGUUCUAUGGACUUCCUUCCAACGAAUACCCCGGACUGAUGAAGGUGUGCUAUCACAGUGGGAGCGGAGUGGACCCAGAUGAACGUGACGUUAGUUUUCAACGGCCUUCCCAGGACGUGGACCUUUUGAGAGACUUUCUGUCGAGGGAGUUCCUUGGUCUGGACCCCAAUCCCGCUGUGGUUGAAUCCUGCAUGUACACAAAUACUCCCGAUUAUGAUUUCAUUCUGGAUCAUCAUCCUGACCACAAGAACAUCAUCGUUGGGGCUGGAUUCUCAGGUCAUGGGUUCAAGCUUGCUCCGGUGGUUGGGAAAGUCCUUUCGGAACUCUGCCUCGGAGAGAAGCCGUCGUACGAUCUUUCUCCUUUCAAAAUCUGUCGCUUCCGCUUGAAGUCUGUGCUCUAGGGCAAAGGGGGAAAGAUUUGAACAUUAACUCACGUUAAUAAUUCACGCAGGGAAAUUAUUUUAUCACGCAAAAUGACGGCGCAAAGUAAAGGUUCCUGGUUCGGGAAAUAGAGGAAUUUGUGUAAAUUUUUUGUUUUUGGGAAACUACCUGGAGAAUAAGAAUAUGCAGUUAAUUAAAUGAGAAAACACAAAGCUGAUCG